Messenger RNA from Zingiber officinale, 1764 nucleotides. Its product is annotated as protein DETOXIFICATION 16-like. Gene Ontology annotation, cellular component: membrane. NCBI's taxonomy places the organism in Eukaryota, Viridiplantae, Streptophyta, Magnoliopsida, Zingiberales, Zingiberaceae. The record is from RefSeq and is a predicted model, not a curated record. The coding region runs from base 94 to 1551 and encodes 485 amino acids. The transcript is spliced from 8 exons. Gene Ontology annotation, biological process: xenobiotic detoxification by transmembrane export across the plasma membrane. Gene Ontology annotation, molecular function: antiporter activity; xenobiotic transmembrane transporter activity.
UGGGAUGGGCCAUCUGGUUAAAAAUGCAGCGCGAACGUAGGGCGGCGAGAGCAGAGCACAUCGAGUCAGAGCAGGCGGCGGCAUCGACCAUCGAUGGAAGCGCCAAGCCUCGACGCAGCUCUCAUCUCCGACAGCGAAGGAGGAGGAGGAGGGGCUAGGACCUCCGGGGAGCUUUUCUUGGCAGAGGUGAAGAAGCAGCUGUGGUUGGCCGGCCCGCUUGUCGCCGCCAGCUUGUUGCAAAACAUUCUCCAGGUCAUCUCCGUCAUGUUCGUCGGCCACCUCGGCGAGCUCGCUCUCUCCGGCGCCUCCAUGGCCACAUCCUUCGCCGGCGUUACUGGCUUCAGCUUCUUGCUGGGAAUGAGUACAGCGUUGGAUACUAUGUGUGGGCAAGCUUUUGGAGCAAAGCAGUACCAUAUGCUGGGCAUACACAUGCAGAGAGCCAUGCUUAUUCUAACACUAGUUUGCAUUCCAGUUUCUGUGAUCUGGUUCUACACAGGCUCAAUUCUUACUCUGUUUGGUCAAGAUCCAGAAAUAGCUGCAGAAGCUGGAGCCUAUUCUCGAUGGAUGAUUCCCACCCUUUUCGCGUAUGGCCUCAUACAGUGUCAUAACAGGUUCCUCCAGACACAGAACAUUGUGUUCCCAAUGAUGCUGAUCACCAGCGUUACCGCUCUGUUGCACAUUCUUGUGUGCUGGAUUCUGGUGUACAAAUCUGGCCUCGGAAGCAGGGGUGCUGCCUUGGCAAAUGGCAUCUCUUAUUGGACGAUUCUGCUGCUCUUGGGAUUGUAUGUGAGGCUGUCUCCUGCCUGCAAAAGGACUUGGCUUGGUUUCUCCAAGGAGGCUUUGAAUGACUUCUCUCACUUCUUCAAAUUAGCGGUUCCUUCAGCUACUAUGGUAUGUUUGGAGUUCUGGUCGUUCGAGUUGCUUGUUCUUCUCUCGGGAAUUCUUCCAAAUCCAAAGUUAGAAACAUCAGUGUUGUCAAUAAGCCUUAACACUGCUUCAAUGGUAUUCAUGAUCCCUUUUGGCUUUGGAGCUGCAGUGAGCACACGUGUUUCGAAUGAACUUGGAGCUGGCCGUCCACGAGAUGCAAAGUUAGCGGUAAAGGUUGUGGUAUUCCUGGCCAUUACAGAAGGCUUGCUAGUAGGCUCAACCAUGAUCCUGGUGAGAAAUAUAUGGGGUUAUGCUUACACUAAUGUCGACGAAGUUGUUAAAUACGCAACUAUUAUGAUGCCAAUUCUUGCUACCUCAAACAUGCUUGAUGGAAUCCAAUGCGUGCUCUCAGGUGUUGCAAGAGGAUGCGGGUGGCAAAAGAUUGGUGCUUUUAUUAAUCUUGGAGCUUAUUAUGUCGUCGGCAUUCCUGCAGCUGUAAUAUUAGCUUUUGGUCUCCAUGUUGGUGGCAAGGGCCUAUGGAUCGGCAUAAUCUGUGGUCUCACCGUGCAAGUUUUGCUGCUUUCAAGCGUUACAUAUUUCACUAACUGGGAGAAUGAAGCUAACAAGGCAAAGGAGAGAGUGUUCAAUUCCUCCAUGCCCAAAGAUAUGCAGCCUGAUGUGUAGCGACUAGCAGAGUGUUCAAUCCCUCUAAUUGGGAAGUCUUCUGAAAGCAGAGCAGAGACUGCAAUAGGAGUAAUAAUUUGUACUUGUUUCUCCAGCAUAUUUGCUUUGUAAUUGAAAUUGGAGAAGGGUGAAAACUAUUUACACUAUAAGAAAAGUCAUCUUCUGUACGAGCUAACCAUGGAGAACAACCACACCAAAAUAAUUUUUUCUUUA